CAACUGAAACUGGCGUAAUUCACAUGAAAGAAAUAAAAUAAAAAACAAUCUAUACAUAAAAAAAAAAUUAUCUGUUCUAAUUCCAUGCGCUUGCCGGGUUGAGUUAUACUAUAACCUUAAUAAAUUUAUUUAGAUGGAAUGAGUUGCGAUAAUCCGACGCAGUGAUUGAGAACAAGUAUAUCGAGAUAAGUCAGUUAAUAUGGCUUCGCUUUUGGAAUUGAGUAUCGGCAUUCUGUGUGUCAUCUUGGUUGCAAAUGCGGUUGAUAGGACGAAUUUUAAAACAUGCGACCAGUCGAGUUUUUGCAGACGGUGUCGUGGUGUACAACCUGGUAAAACACCUUACGAGCUAUUGCCGGACACGAUAGAUAAAAAUGAUUCAAUUUUGUACGGAGUAUUAUUCAAUAAAGAUACCGGAAAGUCAUAUAUAUUGCAAUUAACAGCACUUGAAGAUAAUACAUUUAGGCUUUUUAUAAAUGAAAGAGAACCUCUGAAGCCUCGGUACCAGGUAGAGCAUGCUCUGCAAGGAGCUCCGAGACACGCAGAGUUGGAAUUAGUUGAGAAGACAACCGAGCAUGUGACUGUUAAAAGUGCUGGGAAUAAAGUUAUUAUCUACUUCAGUCCAUUCAAAGUUGAUCUGUACUCCAAUGACCAGCUUGUAAUUUCAACAAAUGCACGUGGUCUCAUGAGAUUCGAGCACUUGAGAACCAAAUCAUCUUCCCAGCCAGCAGAUAGUGAAGCCGAAGAAGUAACAGAGCCACCGCAGUAUCCUGGUGAUGGUGCCGAAAAUGACCCCGGAGCGUGGGAAGAAAACUUCAAAUCUUUCCAUGACUCAAAACCACGUGGACCAGAAGCUAUUGCUUUAGAUUUUAGUUUUCCUGAUGCUGAGCAUGCCUACGGUAUUCCUCAACAUGCCGACGCGUUCGCUUUAAAAACAACCAAAGGCAUCGACCCCUAUAGAUUGUACAAUUUAGAUGUUUUUGAGUACGAAGUUAACGAACGUAUGGCACUUUAUGGAGCUAUUCCUGUGCUGUAUGCCCACGGCAAGGCACGUACGUCAGGUGUAUUCUGGCACAAUGCCGCUGAAACAUGGGUCGAUGUUCAAUCGAGUGCCGACAGCAAUGUAUUUGACAGUAUCGUAAAUUUAGUGCCUGGUAAUACUAAAAAAGUUAGUGUAGAUACUCAUUUUAUGUCUGAGUCUGGUGUUAUCGAUGUAUUUUUCUUACUGGGACCAAAUCCAUUGGACGCAUUCCGCCAGUACACUCUUUUGACUGGAACCACUCCAUUACCCCAAAUGUUUAGCUUGGGAUACCAUCAGUCACGUUGGAACUACAACGACCAAGACGAAGUCGCUCAAAUAGCCGAGCAGUUUGACGCCAAUGACAUUCCCAUGGACGUAAUGUGGCUGGACAUUGAGUACACCGACAAUAAAAAAUACUUUACUUGGGAUCCAAACAAGUUUUCGAACCCGUUGAAAAUGAUUCAAGACCUCACAAGCAAACACAGAAAAUUAGUUGUCAUUAUUGACCCGCACAUAAAACGUGACAGCAGCUACUUUGUUCACAGAGACGCUGAGAAUAAUGGAUACUACGUUAAAACCGCAGAUGGCAAAGAUUACGAAGGUUGGUGUUGGCCGGGGUCAUCAUCAUACCUGGACUUCUUCAACCCAAUAGUCAGAGACUACUUCAGACAGCAAUACGACCUUGACAAAUUCCAGGGUACUACAAACGACGUUUACAUUUGGAACGACAUGAAUGAACCUAGUGUAUUCAAUGGUCCUGAAGUAACGAUGCCUAAAGAUCUGAUGCACUAUGGAAAUUGGGAGCAUCGUGAUGUACACAAUAUCAACGGUCUGAUGUUUACUCUUGUGACUUACGAAGCCUUGUACAAACGUUCCGGUGGUACAUUGAGACCUUUCGUGUUAACAAGAUCCCACUUUGCUGGAUCGCAACGUUUUGCUGCCGUCUGGACUGGAGACAAUACCGCCGAGUGGCAGCAUCUACGUAUAAGUUAUCCAAUGUGCCUAUCAACAGCUGUCGCUGGAAUGUCAUUCUGUGGUGCAGAUGUCGGCGGAUUUUUCAAAAAUCCAGACUCGGAAUUAUUCAUAAGAUGGAAUCAAGCUGGCGCUUGGUUGCCGUUCUUCCGUCAGCACUCUCACAUCGAAACAAAACGACGCGAGCCUUGGACAUUUAAUAACGAGACAACUAAAAUAGUACGUGACGCCAUUCGUAUGAGAUAUUCAUAUUUGCCAUUGUGGUACACACUAUUUAGAGAACAUGAAGUAACUGGUAGUCCAGUAAUAAGACCAAUGUGGGCACACUAUCCCUCAGAAGUAAAGACAUUUUCAAUUGACGACCAAUUACUUGUUGGAGAUUCUAUUCUCGUACAUCCUGUUUUCGAGCCAUCUGUCACGGAAGUCAAUGUUUACUUCCCGGGUGAGGGUAAAGAUGACUGGUACGACGUUGAAACUAUGGAGAAUUACUCAACUCCAGGCAACGUCCGUGUGCCGGUGACUCUUCACAAUAUCCCGGUGUUCCAACGAAGUGGUUCCAUCGUCCCACGCAAAAUGCGGUUACGUCGCAGCACAGUUGCCAUGAAAAAUGAUCCCUACACUUUAUUCGUUAUCGCCGACAAAUCAGGAUCUGCCUCAGGAACUCUUUACAUCGAUGACGAGUCCAGCUUUGAGUACCGGCAUGGAAAAUACGUUUAUCUUAAACUGUCAUUCGAUGGAAAGACACUUUCAUCUAAACACAUUGAUAAAUUAGCAAACUUUUCAACAGCUAGCUGGUUAGAACGAGUAGAUAUCGCUAACCCUCCCCAGGGUGUUAAAUCAGCAAAUCUUAUUUCUGAAAGUACAAGGAAUGGCAGCUUGGAAUUAAAUUACAACUCAAACAAUAAUGUUUUAAUAAUACGCAAGCCCGGUGUAAAUAUGGGGGAAGAGUGGUCAAUUGAAUUGAUACGUUAACACUGUGUUAAAUAAAUUCAAACAGUUAAAUAUUUAACACACACGCUACUAGUGGCAAUAUCACAUGUAGUUAAUAUUGUUUUAGAUAAUGUAAUCAAAAAAAAAAAAAAUGAAAUUUAAAUAUCACUAGAUUCGAAAGAUAGCAUAAAUAUUUCCAUAUACAAGAUACCUUUUUUGUCAUUCUAUAUUAAUUUUUAAUUUUUUUACACUGUGAAUACUUUAAAACUAUGCAUUAUGUAAUUAAUUAUAAGUAUAAAAAUCAUUUAUUAAAUAUAUAUAUA
This is a messenger RNA of Microplitis mediator, 3243 nucleotides long. RefSeq names its product neutral alpha-glucosidase AB (gene GCS2alpha). Gene Ontology annotation, biological process: N-glycan processing; carbohydrate metabolic process. NCBI's taxonomy places the organism in Eukaryota, Metazoa, Arthropoda, Insecta, Hymenoptera, Braconidae. Gene Ontology annotation, molecular function: carbohydrate binding; alpha-glucosidase activity. The coding region runs from base 200 to 2962 and encodes 920 amino acids. The record is from RefSeq and is a predicted model, not a curated record. The transcript has 5 exons.